This is a messenger RNA of Falco peregrinus (peregrine falcon), 2596 nucleotides long. RefSeq names its product ligand of Numb protein X 2-like. The transcript is spliced from 10 exons. The record is from RefSeq and is a predicted model, not a curated record. The coding region runs from base 266 to 2323 and encodes 685 amino acids. Lineage: Eukaryota; Metazoa; Chordata; Aves; Falconiformes; Falconidae. Gene Ontology annotation, molecular function: ubiquitin-protein transferase activity; metal ion binding; protein binding.
GGGCCGAGCCGAGCCGGGCGGGCGGGCGACACCUGGGCGGCUGCGCUGCCUCCUCCUCUCACGUAGGUUUCGACUUUCUUCCCCGCCCGGAAACUUGGUGGAGGAGCCGCGCUUGCCGCCGUCGCAGGCCGAGUUGGUGCUGGGCUUCCCUCGGUCCCUCCCUCCCCUUCUCGGGGGCGAGCGAGCCCUCUUCCCGCCCUCCAGAGGUUCUCAGGCAGACAGUGACUACGUGACAAGUUCCCUUGCACUGGGCUGAAAGUGCCUGAUGCUGGCUAUCAUGGCUGAUCCCGUAGGAGAGGAACAUGUGUCCCAAGUCAGUGAACUCUGCUGUGAGUGUGGUCAGUUCCACCUCUUGUUGGACAAUCAUCUCUACAACUUCCAGGAUGAAGUGGACGAUGAACUCAUCUGCCAUAUCUGCCUUCAGCCUCUGCUCCAACCUAUGGACACUCCCUGUGGACAUACAUACUGUUUCAAGUGCCUUGAAAACUUCAUGCAGGAGUAUAACUUUUGUCCCAUGGAUCGGAAAAAGCUCUCUUUCCAGCAGUGCCACAAGUCCAGCCUUCUAGUUCGAAACCUGUUGGAUAAGCUGAUUGUCUUCUGUCCUUUCAAGGCAGAGUGUCAGCAGACAAUGCAGCGCUGUGAACUAGAAGCUCAUCUGCAGAACAGGUGUCCUGGUUUCAAGAAAUACAAAUCUGAACUACAGCAGAAAAAGAAUUCCAUUUCCAAAGGAAAGGAAGAUCUCUCUACCAAGGUGGAGACAAACACGCCCAAGGAUCCAGAGGUACCAAGUGGAGGAUCGUCACUUGUGGCAGAAAGCUCUGCAGCUGCCGUGGUAUCACUAGGGACUGCAGAGCCUGGACUGGUUAAUCCAGCUUUUGAGGAGACUGAAGAAGACCUCCCCCAGAGAACUAGUCUUGUGGCUGAAACAACCACAAUUGAAAUUCACCGAGAAGACCCGGAGGAAGAGCUGGGGAUGAGGAUAGUUGGAGGUAAAGACACCCCACUAGGAAACAUUGUUGUUCAGGAAGUCUUGCGGGAUUCUGUUGUUGCUGCAGAUGGAAGAAUAGCACCUGGGGACCAUAUACUCGAGGUGAAUGGCGUCAACAUCAGCAGUGUGACUCACUGUCAAGCUGUCUCCUUCCUGCGCCACCCAGGUCCUGUUCUUCACCUCAUGGUCCUGCAGGAGAAGGGUUUUUCCAAUAAGACUGUGCAGCAGGAUUCUACUUCUGCUGCAAAUAGGGAAGUGAUCCACGUUACCUUGAUAAAGAGAGACCGAUCUGAACCUUUGGGAAUCAAACUGAUCAGGAAGACGGAUGAGGCAGGGAUUUUUAUUCUAGAUCUGUUAGAGGGAGGUUUGGCUGCCAAAAAUGGAAAGCUGAGUCGGAAUGACAGAGUCCUGUCAAUAAAUGGCCAGGAUUUGAGGCAAGGAACACCUGAGGCUGCUGCGCAGAUAAUCCAGACCACUGAAUCAAGAGUGAACUUUGUGAUCUUGAGGCAGCCAGGUGUACAGCUGUCAGACCCAGUAGAAGAUGGCAGCACAUCAAAUAAUAGCAGCAGCAGCAGUAGCAAUGGAGGAAGCCCGGUGCACCACCGAAGACGACUAGAACAGAAUCACUAUAGACGAAAAUCUAACUACCAGAAGGAUUUACCUCAGGGAUAUGUAAGUCAUGAAAAGACAGUUGCAAUAAAAAAAGAACCAAAGGAAUCCUUAGGAAUAACGAUUGGAGGUGGAAGGGAUAACAAAAACAAACUCCCUAUAUAUGUAACAAGUGUGCAGCCCAUUGGAUGCCUCUUCAGGGAUGGGAGAAUCAAGCGAGGAGAUGUACUUUUGAGCAUAAAUGGCAUUGAUUUGACUCAUUUGAACUACUAUGAAGCUGUCUCGGCACUGAAAUCUAAUGCAGCUUCCCACUCAGUUGUACUGAAAGCCUUGGAAGUCCUCUCACUGAACUCGUCAGAGCCACCUCUGGACAUCAAGGAGCAAGGAUUCAGUUGGUCUCCCCUCUGGAUCACAUGGCUUGGAUUGCCUAGCUAUCUUCACUGCUGUCAAGAUAUUGUCCUUAGUAAAGGUAACCUGGAAAGCUGGGGCUUCAGCAUUGUUGGAGGCUUUGAGGAAAGCAAAGGAAACCAGCCAUUCUUCAUCAAAACCAUCGUGCCUGGGACUCCAGCCUUCCGAGACAGGAAACUGAAGUGUGGAGAUGAAAUAGUGGCAGUAAAUGGAGUGCCAGCGAUCGGAAUGAGCAACUCGGAACUAAUCCCAAUGCUGAAGGAGCAAAGGAACAAAGUCACGCUGACUGUGGUGUCCUGGCCGGGAAGCCUCGUGUGAAAGCUCAAGCAAAGCCCACGCCCGUUUCAGGUAUCAGAGGGCCACCACACAAAGCUGAGCACGUGACAGACAAACCGAGGGAAUGCUGAGCUCUUGCUACAUAGCGUAUUGCCAUGGAAGACUUCUAGCUUCCUUUCCUCCAGAAAACAUUUCUUCACUGUGCUGAGGUUAUCAACAAAUCUGAUUCUUGGAUUUAAAGUAACAGUUGAUCCGAACAGUUGUUGUAACUUCCUGGGCUCAUUAAAGCUCUCGAGGACUGGUGUUGCAGAGUAA